Molecule: messenger RNA, 375 nt
Organism: Staurois parvus
Lineage: Eukaryota; Metazoa; Chordata; Amphibia; Anura; Ranidae
Source: the annotation of a GenBank genome assembly
GCCAAUCACGGCGGCCUUUUACCACGUGAUCAGCUGUGACCAAUGACACAGCAAAUCACCAGUGCCCAGCAGUACCGCCCACCUGUGCCACCCACCUGUGCCCACCAGUGCUGCCCACCUGUACCCAUCAGUGAAGCCCACAUGUACACAUCAGUGCCACCCACCUGUGCCCUGCAGUGCCACCCACCUAUGUCCAUCAGUGCCACCCACCUGUCCCCUGUAGUUCCACCCAGCAGUAUCACCCACCUGUGCCUAGCAGUGCCACCCACCUGUGCCCAGCAGUGCCACCAAUUAGUGCUGCCCAUCAGUGCCGCCUAUCAGUGCAGCAUCAUCAAUACCAGCUCAUCAGUGCCGUCUAUCAAUGCUGCCUAUCUG